GUGAAUGAAAACAAAAGCGCGUGAUGUAUAGAAUUGACACUCCUCUAAAUGGUCGAACUCUUAAAUGUGAUUGCAAACUCCCCGAAAGCUCAUUUGCAGUGAAGCAAAAACAGUGUUGACACAUUGUUCUGAAAACAGAAAACGCCACAAUGUUCUUCUCGCAAGAUCCGAUGCUUUUAUACCCGCAAUCUCCGUACAUGCAAAACCCGGCCAUACCUCGUAGUCCUCCAAAUCGACCUUCGUUUUUAAUCGAUGAUCUCUUAGUCAGAAGGCAGUCACCUUAUUUGGUGCCAAAACAGCCACAGGAUCAUGGACACGAGCCCGCUCAAGUUUCUGCGAGUAGCAGCAACACGUUCAACUUUGGAAUGCCUACCAUAUUUUCAAGAAGCCGCAAAGAACAUACGUCAGUUUAUCAAGAUCCGAGCCCCGAGGUUCUAAAUUCUCUCCCAGUCUACUUUCGUCUAAAGCCAACGAUGAGAACUCCGAGCGGCCGUAGAUGUCGUAAAUCUCGCACAGUCUUCACCGAUCUUCAGUUACGCAUUCUCGAGAAAACGUUUUCCGAUCAGAAAUACCUCGACACCUCAAGCCGGGCUAAACUUGCUCAGACUUUAGGCUUGAACGAGACGCAAGUAAAAACAUGGUUCCAGAACAGAAGGAUGAAGUGGAAGAAAGAUACGAAACAAAGCAAACCUGCGGGAAGUAUGGAAGGAGACCGCGCACACACAGAAAACGAUAAUCGAGAGAUUAAAAGGGGCGAAGAAGAAAGGGAGAUGGCGAGUGAAAAAGUGUUGGUAAAACGAGAAGACCAGCCCUAACUAAGCUUUUAAAACCGAUCGCAGAGGAACUAACACCUAUCAAAAUACAACUUAAAUAUAACUUAGGUUUGUAAGUUGAGACGCUGCGAACUUUUUUGUUAUAGGCUUGUCACAUGAAUCCAAAGUAGAGAUUAUUUUAUCAUCUGAAUAUAUCAAAGUUCAAAUCGUGUUUCAAAGUCUAAAUGACUUAGCAGGCCGACACUUAAAAGGUUUAGUUUGCAUGGCACAUGAAGCGACAAAGUUUUGGCUGAUGGGAUGUUUAGGAGAAGUGCAAAUCAGAUCGAAGGUGAAGUGAGCUCGAGUAUUUUGCCAAUCAAGAGAAAUUGCACAUGGGCGUGGUCUGCACCAUCAAAGGAACGGCCGGUUUGACAAACGACAGACAAGAAAGCGGCGUCCUUAGCCCUUAAACAACAGGGAUACACAACAGCCGUUGCCUUCAAAUCAGCCUCAGAUCGAUUUGGGGCACGCAUUCUUUUGCUCAACGGAGUUCAACAACCAUUGAAUUUAACCAUGGAUUCCGUACGCUCUUCUCUCGAACUCACAAUAUUAAUUUUAGUACCGCCUAUAAGCUGUAAUUUCCUCUCCUUAUUACAUUAGUAGAGCCACUUUAAAGCAAACAUCACAGUUACUAAACAUUUCACGACAAGAUAAUGGCUGCUUCGGAGUAAAGCGUUGGUGUCAAAACCAACCAUUCAACCAAUAUCAAUUUUUCUCUGCUUAUCUUUCAAGUCUUUCAUUGUGUCGAAGCAGGAAAAUAAGACACAGCUGCGUUAUUAUAAGCUACAAAAAAAAAUAAAAUAUAGAUUUGGAAAUUAACAAUAAUUUCGUUAGUUUUCUCGUGUCUAGUAGUAACACAAAGAGGUCAGUUAAAGACGUUAAAGCUAGCACUACAACCAAAUUUUCAGUAAAAUCUUUUGCCGUAUAACCUACCUGUGUACUCAAUUAGAAUACGUUUUUGUUUAUGAGCGUUAGACUAACACCUUGAGUUAAUAACGAAUGGACAUAUGAGGGAUUUUAAUAAGAAAAGAAAGUCUUAACUGAUCGAAGAGGCUGUGUAAAGAGAUUUGACAGAUAAUGGAACGAAAUUAAGACUCAGUGUGUCAACUUGGUGUUUGUGCAGACGGGAAAUAAGAAAUCAGCUGCUGUUCUUUCCAACAAACUUGUAAUUAAAUAAAUUCUAGUUUUUUCCUUCGCUUUGGAAAACUCCAUUUUGUUAGGCAUUUAAUAGAUCUGUCGAUACGUAACAAAGACAACUUUAAUCUUGAAAUUUCAAUACCAACUACCCCAGUUUUUUUUCCUACGCUUGACGAAGUUUUGUUCAUUUAAUUAUUCGACUUUUUGAUAAAGAGAUAAGCAGUGUUGAGCAGGUCUAUCUAUAUUAAUAAAUCAAUAAGUAAUUAGCUGGACUCAAACGCCCAAUUAUUUCUUCUCGUGAUGACGUCAUAGACUGACAUCUCUCGCCACUUCAUCCCACGAGACAGAAACUGUGCUGUG
This is a messenger RNA of Orbicella faveolata, 2309 nucleotides long. RefSeq names its product brain-specific homeobox protein homolog. Gene Ontology annotation, molecular function: DNA binding; DNA-binding transcription factor activity, RNA polymerase II-specific. The record is from RefSeq and is a predicted model, not a curated record. Lineage: Eukaryota; Metazoa; Cnidaria; Anthozoa; Scleractinia; Merulinidae. Gene Ontology annotation, biological process: regulation of DNA-templated transcription.